CGGGCCGGGCGGAGCUUCAGGGGCCACGGGGAGCACAGUAACUUCAAAGCCGGGAUCGGGUCCCUUCGCCGCGCAGUCCAGCUCCCGAAGUUUUGCCGCCUGCGGGUCGGCCGCCUGCUCGCCCCAAGCUUGUCAGCCCCAGGCCAGGGAGGCCCUCUCGAGGACAAGACCAGAAAGCACAGCUGCCUGCAAGAUCGCCGUCUUUUUGCUCCCAAUCUUCAGAAGGGUUGCCGUGACUUCACUGAUCGCUCGUCUCCUCUCUCAUUCCUUGGACUCACUUUGGUCACACCACACACCCUAGUCUUAGCCCUUUGGCACGUUUUGGUGUCUGAACUCCACCCUCUGUGGUGUUUGUGGUUGAGGUGGUGAGAGGAGGCCGUGGUCCCAGUGGGUGGCCAGCCCGGGCAGCCGGGCCUAGGUGGUGCGGUCGCCAUGUCCACCAAGGUGCCCAUCUAUCUGAAGCGCAGCAGCAGCAAGGGCAAGAAGGCGAAGCUGCGGGACCUGCUGUCCUCAGACAUGAUCAGCCCUCCCCUGGGCGACUUCCGGCACACCAUUCACAUCGGCAGUGGUGGCGGCAGCGACAUGUUUGGUGACAUCUCCUUCCUGCAGGGCAAGUUCCACCUCCUGCCGGGGACGGUGGUCGAGGGACCUGAGGAGGACGGCACCUUUGACCUCCCCUUCCAGUUCACGCGCACCGCCACGCUGUGUGGGCGGGAGCUCCCCGACGGGCCGUCCCCUCUGCUCAAGAACGCCAUCUCCCUCCCGGUCAUCGGUGGGCCCCAGGCCCUCACCCUGCCCACAACUCAGGCUCCACCCAAGCCCCCUCGUCUGCACCUGGAGACCCCUCUGCCUUCCCUGCAGCCUUCCCCACGGGACACAGGGAGUGUGGACAUCUGGAGAGUCCCAGAGGCUGGCUCCGCCCACAAUGGGCUGAGCCCUGAGCUGGAGGCCCAAGAGCCCUUCCUGUCCCAUGCCAGCUCCCUGCUCUCCCUGCAUGUGGACCUGGGGCCUUCCAUCCUGGACGAUGUCCUCCAGAUCAUGGACCAGGACCUGGGCCACGUGCAGAUACCCGCAUAGGACCCAAGGCUGGCCAGGCUGGAUGCCCAGGCUGGGAUGAGUACCAGGAGGCAGUGGGUGGACACGGCCCUGACUAGCAGUCGGGAUCCCAAAGUCCCACCUGUGUGGUUGCUGGCCGGUGACUUUUCCCUUUGAGCCUUUGCUUCCCUUCCUCCCACCCUCUCCCCACGGGCAGAGUGCGCCUAUUGCUUUCCCCUAAAACCCACCAAGGACAUGUGCCCAAAGUGCCCUGAGCAUCUGGGGGCCACCUGGACCCCUGCUGCCAAACGCUUCCCCCUCCCUCAGAUCCCCUGGCUGAGGGCUCUGCUGAAAUGGAUCCCCCUUCCCUCCUCCCUUCCCCGUCAGUGGGGUGGGGGAAGAGGCAGGACACAGCUGACCGGAACUUUGGCCUUGAGUCCCGGCCUGGGAAUAUGGCAUCAGACUGAAUGUCCCUCUGCCCCGUCCCCUCCCACAUGACCAGGAGAUUCUGGUCACAAUAAAACCUGCGGCUGCUGGUA
Manis javanica (Malayan pangolin) is the source of this 1574-nucleotide messenger RNA. It is a transcript of the gene CDC42EP2, whose product is annotated as CDC42 effector protein 2. The record is from RefSeq and is a predicted model, not a curated record. Gene Ontology annotation, cellular component: plasma membrane; cytoplasm; cytoskeleton. NCBI's taxonomy places the organism in Eukaryota, Metazoa, Chordata, Mammalia, Pholidota, Manidae. Gene Ontology annotation, biological process: positive regulation of pseudopodium assembly; regulation of cell shape; positive regulation of actin filament polymerization. Gene Ontology annotation, molecular function: small GTPase binding.